Messenger RNA from Suncus etruscus (white-toothed pygmy shrew), 2784 nucleotides. It is a transcript of the gene CATSPERE, whose product is annotated as catsper channel auxiliary subunit epsilon. Gene Ontology annotation, cellular component: CatSper complex; sperm principal piece. Lineage: Eukaryota; Metazoa; Chordata; Mammalia; Eulipotyphla; Soricidae. The transcript is spliced from 16 exons. The record is from RefSeq and is a predicted model, not a curated record. Bases 1 to 2784 code for a protein of 927 amino acids. Gene Ontology annotation, biological process: sperm capacitation; flagellated sperm motility.
AUGAACCAACCAGAACAAGUGUCAACGUUGCCCAAAAUGCCGACUUCUCCCUGUAGGGGGCGCACGGCCAUUUGUGAAGAGCCUUCGAGGAACUUCAGUCACAUCAAUCUGGAGUUACUUAUGGUGGGGGAACCUAAUGGAAUUAGCUAUAGUCCGCACCAUCUGCAUUCACGUGCAAAACUUGAUCAAGGCAGACACGCUAGGCAUCCACUUCAAGAUGAGUAUUCCAAAGCACUUGUCAAGCAAUUUGCCUCUUUUGGACAGAUGCCUACUAUUCAUACAAUUAAGAAAAGAAAAACGUAUACUCCAGAUGAAGGCAUAAAGAAUGGAAUGUGGUCAAUUACAAUACCAAUGACAUUUGGUGAUGGGCUAAAAGAAAUUCAAGGACGUCCAGUGGCUUUUCUCAAUUGUUUAGUUGCCAAUAGCAUUUUCUUUUUGACUUUUCCUUUCUCAACUAUACCUGAGAUGAUUGGUUUUCUACCACUCUCAUCGCCACGUGGUAGUCAGUUGAUGGCAGACUGGGAGGCUUGUGCUACUUCCAAUAUUGUGGUGGUAGCUGAUAUGGAGACCUUUCAAUCAAACGAUUCCUUUCAAACCUGGACCAGAAUCAGGGUACCUCCAAGUGUUCUGACUGAUGAAGAAAGAAGCAGUGUGUCUGAUGUAAGCUUCUCUCUGGAAGGAGUAUUUUUUCUAAUAAAAGGUAUUCUUUACAUAAAAAGUUUGCAUGAAUUUACAAGAUUGGAAACAAAUUUUAAUCUACCUGAUGAAAUUAUUGGCAUCACAACAAGAAAAUGGUGUUGGGACAAAUAUUUAUUCAAGUCACCAAGGUUUGGCCCGCCCACAGGUCUCCUCCUCCCGUUACCUGCUCCAGGGUGUAGUUCCCCUCUCAGCCACAGCCUUGAAGUUCGGGUAAUGGUGGUGAUCCGCCACUCAAAAACUGUCUGCAGGUCUCCUCCCUUCCAUUGCCUGCGCGAAGCUGUGGCCCCCUUUCUGUGCCUCGGCUCUUAUGCUCGGUUAAUGGUGUUGAACACCCCAGUCAGAGCCUGUCCUCCCUCCUGUUACCUGUGCAAAAGUGCGGGCUUUCUCUCCACGCCUCAGCCCUUACGUGCAGUUAAAGACAAAAGAAGUUAUAUAGCAGUUUGGACAAGAGAUACACUUUAUCUUGGAUAUGAACACCUCCAAUUCAUCAAAGUAAUAGACACAAAUAAACUGAAACAACUACUAUAUGUAUCACCAGCUUCUUUUCUAAGUAUACACAAUGUUGAGUAUACAGAACAUCCUUUGGAACUUGCAUUGUUAUUGGAGUCCUGUGUAAGUUGUAACAUCUCCAAAAAAGUUUACCUUAUAAUAUAUAAUGAAGAUACUGAACAAUUAACAUUCAGGGACUUGAAAAUGCUGAUCACUUCUGACAGUCAUUUAAGUAUGCAUUUUGCCUUUUCGGCAACACCAGAAUUCAUUCUCACUGACAAGCAUAGAGUAUACUAUUAUUACCAAAAUUUUGCUGAUAAUGGAAUUUUACAAACACCUACUGAAAAUGGAAAUUUAUCAAAAUUAUCACAGAACAGCACUAUUCAUCAAGUUUUCAUGGAUUAUUUUGGAAAUAUUAUUGUAAAAAUGGAAAACAAUGAUAUGUUUUUUUUCAAGAAUUAUAUUAAAGAGGCAGUAAAGCUACAUUCAUGGACAACUAACACAAAAAAAUCAUUAAUUUCCAUGUUGCCCUUUUCUCAAGUAUAUUUCAUAUAUGUUUCUGAUAAUGGUGAUAUAAGUACACAGGCAUAUCCUUUGCAACUGGAAGUACAAAAUGUAGCUUUCAGAAAAAGAGAGGUGUGCCCCUACAUUGCAUUUCAUAGUAAUAUUCUUGAUGAUAUUUACUUUUUGGAUAAGGGACAGAAUUUGUCAUUUUGGGUUCAAGUAGUCUACCCAGAAAUUAGAAGCAUGUAUAUACUUAUGGAAUCUUAUGGGCCCAAUAUAUUAGGAAAGAAAGAAAAAAAUAGUUAUGAAGCUACCAAGGGACGAAGCACUAAAACUAAGGCAAUAGAUUUUUUUCAGAGUGGAAAUUUUGAGGGUGUACAAGAUUACUUCAGGUUGCAAAACCUUAAAACAGGUAUUGUACUUUUUAGCUUUAAGCCUAGUGACAGUGGGCAUACAUGUCUAAAUCCCCAAAAGAUUUUCCAAGUAGCCAUUGGCUGUGAUUCUACAAAGUACAUUAUUGUUAAAGGAUUUGAAGAAAAAAAUUGCAUUCCAUAUGAAUUUUUAUACGAUAUUGAAAAGUCAUAUCUGAGACAUCACCCAUCUAAAAACCUGAGAGUAAAAUAUGACUGGAAAAUAUAUGGCUGCCCAUUAAGAGUUAAUAUUAGAGAUAAGUUUCAACCUUUGAUACAAUUAUACAAUGAAGAAGGCUAUGUUGAAGAUAUUUAUGUAAAUUUUAUAGUGUGGGAAAUAAAUGGCAGAAAUGACUAUACCUUCAAUAAUACUAUGGCACAAAGUGGUUGUUUGACUGAAGCCCAGACAUGGAAGUCAAUGACUGAGCUUAACAAGGACAUUCCACUAGAAGAUGUGUGGGGACCAGAGAACUAUGUCCACUGUUUUUCUUAUUCUGGAAAACGAGUAGACUUAAAUCAACCAUAUGAGAUUAUCAAUAAGACUAACAAAAAUCAUUUAGUGUGGCCCACGGACCAUAUUGGAAUGUAUGUGUUUCGUGUGAAGAUACUGGAUCCAAACUAUAGUUUCUGUACCUUAACUGCUCAAUUUGCAAUAGAGACCUAUGGCCUGAUUCCCAGGUAA